UCGUUAUAAUACGAUUAAUUUCUACAAACCAGCUUUUUUAAGUUUUUCCAUUUUAUCUCAUUUACAUCUGCAGAACAAUAUGAUUACGUAACCAUUUGCUCUGUUCUAACGUCCCCAUCCUGUACAAAAUGUCAAAAACUGGUACAUGUGACAUUUUCACCUCUGCGUCCAGGUUCAAUGUAUCAAACUGCUUAUGAAAAGUAACUAAUUACAUAAACAAUCUCCAAAAUUUCCUUUACCGCCGUUCGAAAAUCACAAUAAANAAACCCGCCAUGGGAUUAGAAGUCGAUCCCGCCUUCAUCCAGGCCCCCGAACACCGGCCCGAACCCGAAUCCAUCGAGGCGGACAACAUCCCCCUAAUCGACCUCUCGCCCCUCAGCUCGCCGGAGCCCGACCCGGCCGCCCUCCGGCAACUGAUCGACGCGAUCGGCGGCGCGUGCGAGAAUUGGGGCUUCUUCCAGGUCGUCAACCACGGCGUGCCGCCGGAUUCCCUCCGGCGAAUCGAAUCGGCGGCCCGAGAUUUUUUCGCGCUGCCGAAGGAGGAGAAGAGGAAGGUGGCCCGGGACGAGGUGAACCCGACGGGGUACUACGAUACGGAGCACACGAAGAACGUGAGGGAUUGGAAGGAGGUAUUUGAUUUUACAGUGCAGGUGCCGACGGUGAUUCCGGCAAAUCACGUCCCCGGCGACGAGGGUUUGAAGGAGAUGGUCAACCACUGGCCGGAAUAUCCUCCUAAAAUGAGGAAAAUAUGUGAAGAGCAUGCAGCAGAAAUACAGAAACUGGCAUUCAAGCUUCUAGAACUCAUAUCCCUGAGCUUGGGCCUGGCCCAAGAUCGACUCAAUGGAUUUCUCAAGGACCAAACCUCGUUCAUCCGGCUCAACCACUACCCACCAUGCCCGAUUUCAGACCUGGCCCUUGGCGUGGGCCGGCACAAGGAUGCUGGAGCCCUGACAAUACUGGCCCAAGACGAUGUUGGGGGCCUGCAAGUGAAGAGGAAGUCUGAUGGGCAGUGGGUUCUUGUUAAGCCCACCCCUGAUGCCUAUAUCAUCAAUGUUGGUGACAUUAUUCAGGUUUGGAGCAACGAUAAAUACGAAAGUGUGGAACACAGAGUGAAAGUGAAUUCAGAGAAAGAGAGGCUUUCCAUACCCUUCUUCUUCAACCCGGCAUUUUACACUAUGGUCAAGCCACUAGCCGAGCUUUUGAACGAUCAAAGCCCGGGUAAGUAUAGGGCUUACAAUUGGGGAAGGUUCUUUACGACUCGAAAGCUGAGUAACUUCAAGAAACUUGAUGUUGAGAAUAUUCAGAUACACCACUUCAAGAAUUAGUAGUAAAGCUAUCACCUUUUGGGGUUUGGUCCUGUAAAAUCUUGCUUAUGUUUUUGUUUAUAUGGUGGGAGCUAGGUGUUUGAGGCUAUAUGUGUUGUGAAUAAAUAAGUUCUAUUUGGAAAUAAGAUUAUGUUUGUACCAUGUUGUGCUUUUGUCGAUGAUGAGUAUUUUGUGAAUAGAUGAGGUUUGCAUUGAGGAUUUUGUUGUCUCUACAUGUUUCUACAUUUUGUCUCGUUUAUCAAUAUUAAAAUUUGAAAGUUCAAGUCUUAACUAUCUAAUAAGCUGAAUUGUGCUCAUAAGUGGUUGUUUGCUUUGUUUAACAAUGUAAUAAACUAAAGAGUAUGUAAAAGUGAUGACAAUAAUGAUUUCAUUGCUUAAAAUGCAAUAAAUAGGGUACAUGCAAAAUUUCUAAUUGGUAAAGAUUUACUCGAAGAAUUAAUAAUUU
Molecule: messenger RNA, 1770 nt
Organism: Striga asiatica
Lineage: Eukaryota; Viridiplantae; Streptophyta; Magnoliopsida; Lamiales; Orobanchaceae
Source: the annotation of a GenBank genome assembly